AAACAUACCUUGUCAUGGUUUUGUUGUAGAUAAUUUGUUAGUUUUGUGAUCAAGCUUGAUAUUUCUAAUUUUCUGAAUUCUAACCGUGCCAGAAAUUAAGCACUCAAAGGGCAUGAGCUAUUAUACAAAAGUUCUACGAUAAUAAUGCAAACAUGGUAUUGCCCAUAAGGAUGUAUUGUAAGCUCGUUUCUAGCUGUACUGGCAAGAUUCUUAGGAAUGGUGUGAGCUGGACCAAACCUGAAGUUAUUUUGUCACAAUGUAAUAAGCGGACAUAUACGACAGAUACCAUUUGGGAGGAAAUGGGCGUUGCUGAAACUCCUAAGCUGCAAGGGAACUACAGAAAAGGACAGCAUUUUAUUCACAAAGUGCUUGGAUACAGAGGAGUAGUGAUACGUUCCUUUACACCUGAAGUCUUUGAGAGCAGCGUAUUAAACAGCACCCUGGACAGCUGUAGAGAAACUAUCCAUGCAGGCUCAACAGUGACUGGCAAACCACAUAAAUAUUACCUUGCCUUAGUGGACAGAUGUGACCUGGAUCUUGCUGAUUUUGGUUCUUUAUUCACUGGAAGCAAGAUUUUACAGCUUGAAGGACUUGACUAUGUUAGCCAUGAUGAAAUCUUCCCCUACAAAGAUACUAAUGUAAAAAAUCCAGUGGAACAUGUAAACUUGCAGGAUUUAUUGAGUUUUGAUUUAGAAUCAGUUCAGCCACACCACUUAUUCAAACCUGAAGAACUGAUUGCAAAAGAGAGGAAAAGACUAAAGCUGCACUUAGUAUACAGAGAAUCAGCACAAAAUAUCAAAAUGUCAUUUAUGCCAGUGUAUUUAGGAGAAAUCAAUGAAAAGUUAAAAUGCGAAAAUGUGUGGAGGCUAAUUAUAAGGAUAGAGAAUUUAGGUGAAGAAGAGCUACUUAUAGAAAAACAGGACUAUAGAGUUUCAUUUGUUGGGCCAGAUUCACCACUCCAAGUCAGAAGGGUGCUAUUUGACAAAGUGUUUUACCACAAUAGUCAUAUUAAACCUUGGCUUACAAAGGAAAGGCCUGCGAUCCAGUUUAACAAUACAAUUAUUGACUCCAAUUCAUCAGGUGAAAUUUGGGGAACCAUCACAUUCAAAAGUGAUAAAGGAAGCAUAUUAGACUUCAAAGUACCAAAAAUUUCCAUGGAAUCCAGAUAGGGGCACUUUACAUUGUA
Lingula anatina is the source of this 1186-nucleotide messenger RNA. RefSeq names its product polymerase delta-interacting protein 2. Gene Ontology annotation, cellular component: nucleus; mitochondrial nucleoid. Gene Ontology annotation, biological process: error-free translesion synthesis. Lineage: Eukaryota; Metazoa; Brachiopoda; Lingulata; Lingulida; Lingulidae. Gene Ontology annotation, molecular function: DNA binding. The record is from RefSeq and is a predicted model, not a curated record.